AUGCCGAUUUCACAUUCCCAGUCCUCGAUCGAGAGCAUCGAGGAGGCUUUGUCUCCAAUAGAGGAGACUCAAAGCAAAGAAUUCAAGUCUUCCCAACCCCUCGAAAAUGCAAAUAAUCUCCACCUAGUGCGAAGUCAUAUCUCCCACCACGAUAUGCCGGUAACGACCACUGAGUUCCAUGAAGUCGAUGCCGAGCAGUACCUACGUUUCUCCCCGAAGCGCAAGGUUGUCAUCGUCUUUGUCCUAGCAUUUUGCUCAUUUUUGGCUCCAAUCUCAUCCACCUCUAUUCUAUCCGGCGUGCCAGAAGUUGCAAAGACAUACAAUACGACUGGUAGCAUCAUCAAUGCAAGCAAUGCCUUGUAUUUGGCUUUCAUGGGCAUCUCGGCUCCCUUUUGGGGCCCAUUUAGUCAAGUAUGGGGACGAAGACCGAUUUUUCUGACCAGCGCAUUUCUCUUUUUUGCAUUCAGCAUCGGCACAGCAUUGGCCCCGAAUUUACCGGGCUACUAUAUAUUUCGAGUCUUAACAGCCUUUCAAGGAACAUCCUUCCUUGUGGUGGGAAGCUCCGCCAUCGGCGACAUCUAUGAGCCCCGAGCGCGUGCAACAGCUCUGGGAUGGUUUCUUUCGGGUACUCUAAUCGGACCUGCAUUUGGCCCGUUCAUCGGUGGUGUGAUCGUCACUUUCUGUUCAUGGCGUGUCGUGUUCUGGCUGCAGACCGCUCUUGGUGGCUGUGGUACACUGCUUGUCUUCUUUUUCUUCCCAGAAACGUACCACCAUCUCGACAAGUCCGAUUUGACCGAUAAGACUCUGGUUCAGAAGGCAAAAUUCCUCUGGCAUCGAGUGAACCCUGUGCGCGUGGGUGUGCUGCUCUUCUCAUACCCGAAUCUCUUCUUCGCGGGCCUGGCUGCCGGUGCGCUGGUCUGGAAUCAGUAUUCCCUGCUCACGCCUAUUCGGUACGUGCUGAACCCACGCUUCCACCUCACCAGCCCUAUUCAGUCGGGUUUAUUCUACAUUGCUCCAGGGUGUGGCUACCUCGUAGGCACGUUCAUGGGAGGUCGAUGGGCGGAUCACAAAGUCAAGAAGUGGAUUCGUAAGCGUGGCGGCAUCCGUGUGCCAGAAGAUCGGCUCAAAUCGUGUCUUGUUUUCAUUGGUGUUGUGAUCCCAGGCUGUAUCCUUGUGUAUGGCUGGACAGUUGAGAAAGCCGUCGGUGGCAUUCCAGUUCCCGUCCUGGCUAUGUUUAUACAGGGUGUGGGCCAGCUUUUCUGCUUUCCUAGCCUAAAUACCUACUGUCUGGAUGUGAUGCAAUCCAGUGGCCGGAGUGCUGAAGUCGUCGCCGGUAAUUACAUGUUCAGAUACGUUUUUGCGGCCCUCGGCUCUGGCGUUGUGCUUCCAGCGGUAGAAGCUAUUGGCGUGGGUUGGUUUAGCACCAUCAGUGCUUUAUUCCUCGUUUUAUCGGGGCUGUGCGUUUGGGUUACGACCAUCUUUGGUGACGCUUGGCGUAACAAAGUUGAUGCUAAGAAUCAACGUAAGUCGGGAAAGCAACCCAAGCUUCCUUGUAUUACGGCAGAGACUGAGAAGACGGGAGAGGUGUGA
Penicillium macrosclerotiorum is the source of this 1590-nucleotide messenger RNA. RefSeq names its product putative MFS transporter. Gene Ontology annotation, biological process: transmembrane transport. The transcript has 3 exons. Gene Ontology annotation, molecular function: transmembrane transporter activity. The coding region runs from base 1 to 1590 and encodes 529 amino acids. The record is from RefSeq and is a predicted model, not a curated record. NCBI's taxonomy places the organism in Eukaryota, Fungi, Ascomycota, Eurotiomycetes, Eurotiales, Aspergillaceae.